This is a messenger RNA of Periophthalmus magnuspinnatus, 4576 nucleotides long. Its product is annotated as ephrin-A2-like. Gene Ontology annotation, molecular function: ephrin receptor binding. The transcript has 4 exons. Lineage: Eukaryota; Metazoa; Chordata; Actinopteri; Gobiiformes; Gobiidae. The record is from RefSeq and is a predicted model, not a curated record. Gene Ontology annotation, cellular component: plasma membrane. The coding region runs from base 439 to 1074 and encodes 211 amino acids. Gene Ontology annotation, biological process: axon guidance; osteoclast differentiation; ephrin receptor signaling pathway.
GAGGCAGCGCGGAGCUCCAGUCUGUGACGGGGACACCCAAAGUUUGGCCCGAGUUUCAGCUUUGUCUCCGGACUCUCCCUCGGCUCUGUUCGGAAAGACUCGGUCUUUCCCGGGCCAGUUCGGAUCAUUUUGAAAAGCAGCUGGAGAAAAGAAGUAAAGUUUGAGAAGAGCCAGCGGAAGGAGCGGGACGAGCUGUGGACUGAAGUCGGGGAGAGGAGCCUUUAGAGCGGCUGCACUGCUUGGGACCCUUUGGGGCACCUUCGGGUCCUCUGACACUCUAGACUAUUUUCUUCGUUGGACCGGGCCAGAAUGGGGCCACAUCCGCGCGGGUCCCGCGUGCUGGAGCUCGUGACUGCUUUUGGAUUAAACCGUAGGUCGCACGAGACGCACGGCACGCGGCGUGCGUAGUGCGCGUGGACCGUGUUUGGAUCCAGUUGGAUGAGUGUGGGACUGGCGCGCGCCAUGGGGCUCGUGCCGCUGCUGCUGCUCGGCCUCGCGCUCCGAAUGUGCCUCGCGCUCACGGAUGACCGCCUCGUGUCGGACCGGUACGCCGUUUACUGGAACAGCUCCAACCCCAGGUUCCACAGAGGAGAGUACACGGUGGAGGUGACCAUCAACGACUAUCUGGACAUCUACUGCCCACACUAUGAGAGUACCCCGAGUGGAGGAAGUACUCUUGAGAAGUACAUACUCUUCAUGGUGAACUACGAUGGGUACACCACCUGCGACCACAGGAGGAGGGGCUUCAAACGCUGGGAGUGCAACCGGCCCCUGUCCCCCAACGGGCCCCUCAAGUUCAGCGAGAAGUUCCAACUGUUCACACCCUUUAGCCUGGGCUUUGAGUUCAGGCCAGGUCACGAGUACUACUAUAUCUCUUCUCCACACCUGAACCAGGCCGGAAAACCCUGCCUCAAACUCAAGGUCUACGUCAAACCUACAAACGACUCCAUUUACGAGUCCCCGGAGCCCUUCCUUACGGAUGACACCACUGGGGGUGGAGCUGCGCUGGAGCCACGCCUCUUUCUGCUUGCCGCCAUCUUGGUUUUACUUGGCUUCCUGUUUGGCUCGUCGUAGCACUGCCCCCUACAUCAGUCUCAGCCAAUCAUGAAAGACCUACACCAGCUGCAGCCAAUCAUAGGAGAGCUGAGCAAAGGAGCGGCAUCAGGAGACAAGAGGAGGAGCUUAAAUCACCACAGAAAAUGAAGUCUCCAAUUCAUCUCAUUAAUGCAGUUAAACAGGACUUAACCAGAACUAAACUAGGUUCAAGCAACAUCUAUAUAGGACUAGGACAGGACUAGCACCAGGUCUAAAUUCAGCAAACUGCAACUGAACCACUAAACUGGAGCUCAACCAAGUGUAAACCAUGAGACCUAAACUGAAUCUAAAACAAAAGAAUCUCACCAGGACUAAACCAGGUCUUAACAAGGACUAAACUAGAACUGGACCAGGACUGAACCAGGACUAAACCAGGACUGGAUCAGGACCAUAGACUGUAUAAAGAAGUGGACUAAAGGAGUGUGAUAUCAGCCAUAGCGCUCGGAUCCAGUCAAAGGAAGCUUAUCGAGGCUAGCAGUUAUAGGGUCAAAUUUGGGGAGUUCCAUGUUUGGAUUUCCGACUGUGAGUAACAGCCACCAAAGAGCCAAUCCGGAGCGAGGCUGUUGAAGGUAAUGCCAUUUAGCUCUAUGUUUCGUGCCACCUCCUGCUAAACCAGCAGUGCGGGUGUUUAGCAACGUUGUCAAUCAAAUAUGUUGCUAAAACUAGCGGGAGCGACAUCGGAGAAAGAAGGCACCUGAUUUGUCUGCUAUUAAAGCUCAUAUCUUGAUUUAUGGACAAAAUAGCGAGAAUAGCAUGUAGAGCAAUACGGACAUUUUAAGACCAAAAUGACAAGCCUGACAGCAGCAUUUACGAAGAGAGGGGCGACAGUUUUUCAAUGGAAAGUGAAUUGGAGCCGGAAGUGCGCACAUGCCCACUUCCUGUUCGGAAUGCCGUGGCUAGUGAGUUAGCUAUGUCCAUUUGUAUAUACAGUCUAUGACCAGGACUAACUCUUGAACAGCAUUUAUUCGAUCUGAUAAUUAUGAAGUGAUUGAGAUUAUCUUUGCGAGUCGCAGAAAUGAGUCAAAUGUUUUUAUAGAAAUUAAACUAAAAUUCUGCUAACAGCUGGUUUCAACGUGUCCAGGACAAUCACAGGAAAAUCUAGAUUGAAACCAUUUUGUAACAAAAAUUAUUUUACUUCACUAAAGAAAAGCAUGAUUAAUUCUUAAACAAAUCUAUUUUAUACACAAAUAUUUCAAAAAAAAAAAAAUUGUUUUUUUUUAUUCAAAAUCAGGCAGACUGUUCAGAGAAAGUUUUGUAUGUUAAUUUGUUAGAGAUUUUCCAAAGUAAAUAUUUAGCCCUGUACCCAAUUUUUUUUUUCUUGUAUUUUAGCUAAAUUUGUCUAGCCCCAGUACAGAUAUAUUGCAGCUCUUGAGAUCAAAAUGUGUCUGCUGCGUGAUGUUUGCUUUAGAAAGCAUGCAGGAAGUGUGUGUUAGCAGCACUGUGUAGCAUUAGUGUGAUGGCAAAACUCCACUCUGGUCUUUCAAAGUUGUGAAAAGCACUUAUAAACUCAUUGCUGUGAAUAAUUAGUUGCUCUGCCUUAUGCCUUAUGCUCUGAAUGCAUAAGGUAAAUGAGGAAUAACUUUGAACCAUGUAAAAUGAACUAAGUCAGUUUUUCAAAUUUUUAAGACUUAUGGUUUUUUAGACCAAAAAAUUUUACUUUGUGAUUUAGUGAUAAUACCAUCAAUAAUAUUAAAAAUCCAAUAUAUUACAUGCAACAGCCAUUGUAACCCAUUUUAAACACCUUUGAAAAAAAGCCAUAAAAAUAAAUGGAGGCCUAUAUAAUAUACUGUAAAUGUGUUGUAAACCAGUUGUAAACAGAAUUUGAGUUUUUAAAAAAGCAAUAUUUGAAACUGCAAUAACUUUUUAUUAAAGGCUUAUACAAAGACGUAAUGCGCAAAAUCUAUCUAUAGAUAUAUGGAAGCAGCUAUAUGAAGCAUAUGCAUGUUCAAGAUACUUUAAUACAUGUCGUGAAAUUGUUUAAAAUGUCCGAGAAAAGUCCUGUUUAUUUAUUGUUUUGUAUUUAUCAUUUAUUGUUUGAAAAAUGACGAAUGUUGAAUUUCAUGUCUCAGGAUUUUAAUACGAUUUCAAAGUAAGUUUGAUUUAAAUUUGGCUCAUUUCUGCGACUUUUAAAAAAAUGUUAAAUAUUUGUCUUUUUUGCCAUGUUACUUCUGUAAAUCUGCCAAAGACUUUUUAUUGGAUGUUGUUGUUUUAGAGGCGGGACUUACAUGGAAAAAGGUGGAGUCUGUUUCAUUUUGUUGUGCUUUUUGUAAAUGUUGUUUCUCUGUUCAAACAAAAAUAUUGAAUGUUCUUAAUGCGCAAAACCCACCGACCAAUCAGCGAUGGCCUUUUCCCGACGGUGCUUAAUGCAACGCUGUUUUUAAAAUCUACAUCAACAACAUUGCAAAAAUAUACAUGGGGUCUAACGUGACUUGAAUUCAGAAACUCACUCUCACCACUCUCCCCUUUAGUCCUCUAGACCCGACCCCUGCUCUCCCCUCUCCCCCUUUAGUCCUCCAGACCCUGCCCUACCUCCCCUCCAUUUCUCCCCUUUAGUACCCCAGACCCCGCCCCUCCUCCCCUCUCAAUCUUUCCUUUAGUCCUCCAAAUCUCGCCCCUGCUCCAACUCAAUCCCUGAUGACUCCUCUGAACUAAAGUCCUUUGCACUCCUGUCAUUUGUUUUUGCAGUGAACAUAUUUUCAUUCAUUGUCCCUCUGUUCGAGCGGAGGGGGCGUGGCCUGUCGAGGGGCACAGGUGCAUGCUGGGAAAUGCAGUAUCUGAGGAGCGCACUGUGAGGAUGUAGCACUCGAACUCUUUACGGAGACAAGACAAAUAUGGACAAUUCUUAUGGGUGUUCUCCUAAAUGUUCUGUUUGAAAACGCAGGAGGAGAGUCGAUGUUGUUGUUGAUGUAAAUGUUGUGUUUCUUUGGUCAUGAUGCAUUCUGGGUAAUGUAGUCCUGUGAUUAUGGUAAGGGUUUAUAUGUCAGCUGAGAUUACAUGGACCGCGUUAGUCAUUUCAGUUUCACCAAAUGACCCUAUGCCACUACAUGUUAUUUUGUUUUAUUUUUUCUUUUGCAGGUAAAUGCAUAUGAGAGCAUUUAAUUUUUAUUUUUAUUUUUUUUUGUGUGUGUGUUUGUGAUGCGGUAAAUAUUUAUAGUUUUACACUAGUAAAGAAGCCGUUUUUGAAGAGAAGUUAAAGGAUAAAAAGGUUGAAUAACAAUAGCGCUAAGGGCCAUUUAAUAUUGAUGAUAGAUGUAUAAAAGUCAGGUGAAAAUUACAUACAAGAGUGCAUUUCUAUGUUAGGUAAAGUGACAGUAUGUGUACUGUAUUUUCUGGAGAUGGCACUUCACCUGCAUGAUUCCAUGGAAACAGAAAGUUAAAACCAUACUUCUGAACAUUCUCCAUAGAGAUAUGUUUUAGGCCAUACCGUGGAAUAUUAUAGCCAAAGGAACAAUAUUUCCAUGGAAACAAGCAGGAAGAGGCC